Messenger RNA from Struthio camelus australis, 3058 nucleotides. RefSeq names its product golgi transport 1B (gene GOLT1B). Gene Ontology annotation, biological process: endoplasmic reticulum to Golgi vesicle-mediated transport; retrograde transport, endosome to Golgi. The record is from RefSeq and is a predicted model, not a curated record. Gene Ontology annotation, cellular component: membrane; endoplasmic reticulum. NCBI's taxonomy places the organism in Eukaryota, Metazoa, Chordata, Aves, Struthioniformes, Struthionidae.
CUGGUGGUUGUCUUGGGCUGCGAGAUCGUUCCUGUUGGCAGUGUCACCGUGAAGUGAUGGUGACGAGAACAGAAUGAAUGAAAGCCGAACGGUAAACAAAAAGAUUGGAAUGGGAUUGACAGGCUUUGGAGUGUUCUUUCUCUUCUUUGGAAUGAUCCUCUUCUUUGACAAAGCUCUUUUGGCUAUAGGAAAUGUUUUAUUUGUGGCUGGCUUGGCUUUUGUUAUCGGUUUAGAAAGAACGUUUAGAUUCUUCUUCCAAAAACACAAAAUGAAAGCAACGGGCUUUUUCCUGGGUGGUGUGCUUAUAGUUCUCAUUGGUUGGCCUUUGAUAGGAAUGAUCCUUGAAAUUUAUGGGUUCUUCCUAUUAUUCAGGGGGUUCUUUCCUGUGGUGGUUGGCUUUAUUAGAAGAGUUCCAGUCCUUGGCUAUCUCUUGAAUUUACCUGGUAUAAGCUCGCUUGUAGACAAAGUGGGAGAAAGCAACAACAUGGUAUAAUGACAAGAGGGCAGAAGACUGAUUCUAAACUUACUGUAUUAUUUAUAAAAAUCCUUUUGAAGAAUACUCAGCACAAAGAUUAAGUUGUGUACAAAGGAAAAGCUUGUAACAUUCUUUACAUAACAGUUUAAUUUAAAAUGUAUAGUUGACAAUAUACAUUAGAAAAGAAGCUCAGCAAGUGUGCUUCUAGGAAAAGUAACUCCAGAGUUCAGGAAGUAAACUGAAGAGGUGAAAGUCAUGGAAUAGCCCGUGUUACAACUGUUCAAGACUAUUUUUGUUGUUUUUUGGAAAACACGCUAAAUGCAAGGAACCUUUGUGGAAUUAAUGGUGCCUGUAGUUUACCUCCUUAUUUUGAAGGUGCAGUAGAGCAAACAGGCCUGCAUUUUUAAGGGUGACCCCAACUUAUCCAACCCUCUGCUUGCUACCCUCAGAGUGCAAAAAACAAAAAACUUCUUGUGUAACAAGAGAUUUGUCUUUGCAUGAAAGUUAAGAUGACUAUUCAUCUUUAAGCCUAUUAUGACAAUAAAAGGAAAUCCCUCAUGGUUCUGUUGUAAACAUUUUUGUAAAUAUGUGGCUGAAAUAAAACAUUGUUAUCUUAAUGUUUCAAAGCCAAAUGUAAAUUGAUUGUAUUUGCCUUCCGUUUUGGAAUAUGCAAAAGGUCAAUUUUUAACUUCAAUCUUAAAUGUUGGUUCUGAACAUGCAGAGUUCGACAAGGAACUCUGGAAACUAACUUACACUCCUUCCAGUUUGUUCUCCUUGAGUCAUGUUACACGUGUGCAUCCAGAUGAGAAUGUAGCCCCUUAUCACUAACAUGAAAAUUUUGUGGAAUAUGUUUAAUUCACAAAAAAUGCAUUUGGUUAAGGUGCUGACAUGAACCCUGUCAAAUAUAUCUUAUCAAAAUAUGAACCUUUGUUUUUAAAUCAUUUGGAGCUAAGGUUUCCUUGUUUACCUUGGAACUACAAAUUGAAGAUUUUAUUUUUUACAGUAAUAAAAUGAAAACUUAAAAUUCCGUGUAUGCGAGUCUCUGGGAAGAAAAUUGAUCUAACUGGCUAACUGAAGAUCAAGUGCCAGUCUUGGUAUCUGUUUCAUAACCUGUUUCUUGGGUUAUCUUCAAAUAACUUACAACUUCUGUCAAUCAUAGACUUUUGUCAUCACCUUUGCUGUUACAGAGAUUCUUAGACAACCUGAUUUAUGCGCAAACUUAGAAUAAAUGUCCCCUACUAAUGCAAAGGUCACGUUUCUGCUUCUAUUGAAAUAUUGAACGUCAUACAUUUUCAAUAGAUUUAGUUACGUAGUGUCUUCACCUAACAAGAAGCGAUCAGUAAGUAAAUGGUAUGUGCAGGCUUUGGGGUUUUUUGUUGUUGUUUUAAACUUUCUUCCUUUCCUUCAAAUGUAAUCCUAAAAACUAUCUGAAAUGUGAUGACAGUGUCUCAAGUAACUAUGUAGUCUUACAGGUCUAAUGAAUUUUUUAAUUCCAAACUUAAAAUAGUUAUUUUCCAAACUAACUUUUAAGCUGAGAAGAAUCCUCAUAUACCAACCACUUUGGAAGUUGCUACGAAGUUUACUUGUGUAUGCGAUGAGGUUCUUUGCAGCUAUUAAUAUAGUUGUAACAAUCUACUGUUUCCAACUUCCCCAUUUAAUCUGCUUUCUUCUCAAAUAGGCAUAAAACGAUUCAGUGGAGAAGCAUGUCAUGAUAUUUAUUUAUAAUGAACAGCAUCUGAAAAAUCAGUGUUUUUAUUUUGUAAUAAAAUCAGUUAUAUUUGCCUGAGGGCAUGUGUAUUAUAGCUUGCAGACAGGACUAAAUAUGACUUGUGGCUCCUACCUCAAGAGAUGAACCAAUUUUAAUUGCCCCUAUAGAUCUGUUGUCUGUUAAACGACUGCAGAAUAACACUAUGGCUGUUUAGCAAACUAAUCUUGUUUGCUUUGCUAGAAUGCUAGUCUGUACUAUGGGAAUCAAGUGCUGUUUAAAGCAGACAGUGUUCAUUAUUUACAAUAGAUGCUGGCUAGCUAAAGAUUGUCCUUCUUGUUUUUGGAAAAGUAAUCUAAUGGCAAAGAUGUGUUGCACCACAUGACUAUGGAGUGCUGAUUCAAAGCAAAUUGUUUGGCAAGCUAAAGUACCUUCAUCAACAAGAACUCUGAUCUCUUUCAGAGAUGAUGAAUGUGUUAUUGUAUAUGAUAUUUUAGCCCUUUGAAAUUCUGAGAUGGGGCAGUUCAUCUCACUUCUAUUUAAUUCACUGUUUUAAAAAAAAAAAAAAAGUUAAUUUUUGUCAGAUGUGAACUGUUGUGAAAAGUGUCCAAGGGAACAAAACUGUAUGUUGAAUUUAGCAUAGUCUUUAUCCCUCAAAGUAACAUUGAUUGUGAUUGAGAGAGUUUUGCCAAGCUAAAUAUGGGUGGCAGCAAAGGUCGAAACUACUUAGCCUUAAAGUGUUUCUGUCAUUGCAAGAAUACCUUUAACAGGAACGUUUUCCCUUUUAAAUGUAAUUUAGAAUUGCUGCUUUAAAAAUCAUAAAGAUGAAUCUUAUCCUGAGCAAAUGAAUACUGUAAAUAUACUUGUCAUACCUUGAA